AAUAUCUAAUAUUGACUUCAGUAGUGACUGUCCGUGUGAUUUCUGUUUGUGUGAGUACCUUCAUCAUGGCGGCAUACACCCUUUCCACUUGCGACACGUUUUGCCAGAAGUUAGCGGUCUAGUUAGUAUAUAGAAGUCUGUGGACAGGACAAACGUAAUGUGCAUGCAUAUUCUCAGGGGGCGGGUCGGAAAAAGCAUCCCGGCAUAACCGGCUCAGUGGCCGCUCUGAGGUUUUUCUCUGAUUAAAGAUAACAUGUCGGUGUCAUAUCUUUUGCACUAGUGCAGAAAGUUCAGAGAGAACGUAUUUCGUGUGUACAAAAAUUUCAAGCGGCGCGAUGGGGUGUAAUGUUAUUUAACUUAAAGUUCAUAUUCGAUCGGUUGUAAAGAUAAUAAUUCUGUAAAUUGAAAUGGAAGUAAUAAAUCGCUUCGACACGAUGGACGAAAGCGCAGAUGAGAAUAUAAUGAGCGACGAAGCCGUUGGUGUCGUUUUGGAAGAAGCGGAGAUAGUAGAUUGUGACGCUGAAGCAGAGGUUGACGACGAUAAUGUACAGUAUCACUUGUAUGCAGUGAAUAGGAGUGACAAUACAAUAACAUACAAGGUUAUGCAUGUGAGCGAUGCUCACAGAGAGAAUAACGAGGUCUCGAUAGCUACUCCAGUGAACAAUGCCGUUCAGGUUUUAGCUUCUCCGUUAAAUGGGCAAUUUUACGUUCUAAGCAAUGGUAAUGAUGUUGUUACAUCAGAGACUGCACGAACAGUAGCACCUCGUGUAGCUAAGCUACAAAUAGAAGGAUCACAAAAUAUCAUCACAGGCUUAAAGAAGAGGGAUGAGAGGCGAAGAGCGACACACAAUGAGGUUGAGAGACGUAGAAGAGAUAAAAUCAAUAGUUGGAUCACCAAAUUAGGAAAGCUGUUGCCAGAUUGUGACCAAAAUACGAAUGGAGAAGGAGAUGCGAAAGUGAAUUUUGAAUCACAGAGCAAAGGUGGCAUACUGGCACGAGCAUGUGAAUACAUUACAAAAUUAAAGGAAGAUCAAGAGAAAUUGACUCAGAGUCUGGAGGAAAAUGCACAGUUGACGGAAGAAGCUAAGAAUCUCCGGCAAGUUGUGAAUGACUUAAAAAGUGAAAAUACAAAAUUCAAGACUCAACUUCUAAAGGACGGCGCAUUUAUACUCGGCCCAUAAAUACCGUCAAGGAUUAACAUUAGAUAAAUUUUUUUUUAUUAUAUAUAUCUUUUUUAUCUAAUAUAGUUGAUAUAUAGAUCUUGCAUCAUGAAUAUUAAAUAAAAAUAGAGAGAGAAACUUG
Harpegnathos saltator (Jerdon's jumping ant) is the source of this 1302-nucleotide messenger RNA. Its product is annotated as upstream stimulatory factor 1. Gene Ontology annotation, molecular function: DNA-binding transcription factor activity, RNA polymerase II-specific; protein dimerization activity; RNA polymerase II cis-regulatory region sequence-specific DNA binding. The record is from RefSeq and is a predicted model, not a curated record. Gene Ontology annotation, biological process: regulation of transcription by RNA polymerase II. The coding region runs from base 408 to 1181 and encodes 257 amino acids. The transcript has 4 exons. Lineage: Eukaryota; Metazoa; Arthropoda; Insecta; Hymenoptera; Formicidae.